GCUACUGCUUAUGAUAAUUAAGACAAUUAGUGAGGCUCGUUAGUAACGAACCCAAAAAGAUGUUAGGUUUUGGAAUAGAAAAAACGAGUGCUACAACAAUCCGAUGCACUGGAUAGAAAAUAAUCAAUAAAACAAAAGCCUUAAAAAACUCGCUAUGAGAAUACUAUACGGUAUUGAACGUUCACGUAAUUCGUCGAUAUGCGGCGGAACAUAAAAAAUGGUCAACGAUAGUGAGGAACCGACGAUACUGCAAGAAUCCGCAGAGCCUGGUGUUAUAGAUCAAAAAAUGCUGGUUGCUCUAAUAAUUGAUCAAGGACCGAAGAAGGAAGCUGGUAGAUUAUUCGUAGAAGAUGGAAUCAACCUUGACGAAGUAACAGAAAUUAGAAUUGAAUUUCUUAAUAUACUGAACAUCGAUCAUCUAUGGUUAAUGAAGAAUUUAGUUAAAUUGAAACUGAGCAAUAAUAGAAUAGAAAAAAUAGAGAACUUGGAUGUUUUGGUAAACUUGAAAGAGUUGGAUCUGUCAUUCAACCAAAUAGAAGCCAUGGAGAAUUUGAAUCACCUAAAAUGUUUGGAGAUUCUAUUGUUGUAUGAAAAUCAGAUAACUGUCAUUGAGGGUAUCGACGAUCUGAGUAAUCUCACCAUCUUCAGCAUCGGCAAUAACCAUAUCAAUGAUUGGGAGCAUGUAAUGUACUUGAGAAAGUUGAAAAAACUGCGGAGCUUAAACAUAGCUGGAAACCCUUGCCUGACUCAGGAAGGAUAUUUGGACUACUUGUUGGCAUUCCUACCGCAAUUGGUUUACCUUCAAUAUAAAAUGAUAACUGCAGAAGAACGACAAGCUGCAACAGAUAAACAUUACCGAGCCAUUAGUAAUUUGUUGGAAAUCGAAGCGAAGGAACAAGAAGAUUUAGAUAGACGAGCAGCGUUCGAGGCAAAUGUCGCACUGCUCUCCAUAUCUUACGUUGAAUAUCUUGACGGAGAUUAUUUGUUCAACAAAAUGUUUGAACGAGACAAAGAGGGCAACGACCUCCUCACGCUCAGCGAAGAUGCACGAUCCGCUUACGCCGAAUACAAAGUGAAAUUCAUGGAACUUAGCAAAGAUUUAUACGAGCUGGGACUUGCCGAACAAAUUCGAAGGUCUAAGGAAAUAAAAAUGUUUGAAGAUUUGGUCACUAAAGGGGAAGAUGAUAUUCAAAAGGAAUCUCAAAUUAUGAUGGAUGAAAUAAUGGACAGAAAAGCCGAAAUAUUAGCAGAUGUAAAAGAACUGAUGCAGUCGAUAACAGAGGAGUUGGAAACAGAAGUGCUCAAUGAGAAAUUAGAGAAGGCUCGAAAGCUCUCCGAAGACUUUAGCGAAUUGGUAGCCAGGACUUGGACAAAACUUAUGCACAAAGAAGUUAUUCUCCACGAACAGAUGGAGGAUGUAAACGAAGUGUUCAAACAUCGCAUGACAGAUAUGGUCGGCUCGUUCCUAGAAGCGGCUCAAAAUACAUUUUCUUUAAUGAGAAGCCUCGAGGCUGAUUACAUGGAUAAUAUUGCUGGAAUAGCUACCGUCGUCAUGAAUGCGAACCAAGGAACCGACGACAGCAAAAUGUCCCCCAGUCUGAUAGAAAUAAUUGGCGACAAGGAUAUAUUGAGCAACAAUCUGGCUGCGUCUCACGAUUUACAUCUACAGGUAAUCGACGGACGUGAGGAUCGUUUCAUAAGCCGACUCAACACUUGGUUGGAAGAAAAAAUCGUAAAGCUGGUAGAGGACGAGAGUAACAGAAAUCGCCAGAAGGUGUUGGAAAUAUCGCAUUUUCUCGAGUGUCAGCGUGAAGAAUUCAUCGCGUUGCAAUUACAACAACCUUUGUAUGGAAAAGUUGAGGAUACCGACGUCGCCGCGGUACUGGAAACGUAAUUUGUCCUGGUCCCGAUUCUUCUCAAGCCAAUUCAGGGCUGCCUCUCGCACCACCCUUUUUGUCACAGUUCGGGCAUCAGCUGCGGAGCGAAAUUUUUUCAGUAAUGAAAUUCAGAGUAAAAAUAUACCUAGUUUGCCUCACGAUGCUUACGUGCUACUCUAGCAAAGGAUCCGAUGUACUUUUCACAACUGACAAUUGCAUCGGCUUUGUCCUUG
Athalia rosae (coleseed sawfly) is the source of this 2110-nucleotide messenger RNA. RefSeq names its product dynein regulatory complex subunit 3-like. The transcript has 11 exons. The coding region runs from base 218 to 1894 and encodes 558 amino acids. Lineage: Eukaryota; Metazoa; Arthropoda; Insecta; Hymenoptera; Athaliidae. Gene Ontology annotation, molecular function: protein binding. The record is from RefSeq and is a predicted model, not a curated record.